Molecule: messenger RNA, 2416 nt
Organism: Mus musculus (house mouse)
Lineage: Eukaryota; Metazoa; Chordata; Mammalia; Rodentia; Muridae
Gene: Laptm5
Product: lysosomal-associated protein transmembrane 5
Exons: 8
Coding region: 33-818 (261 amino acids)
Biological process (GO): positive regulation of lysosomal membrane permeability; negative regulation of autophagic cell death; defense response to tumor cell
Cellular component (GO): lysosomal membrane; perinuclear region of cytoplasm; cytoplasmic vesicle
Molecular function (GO): ubiquitin protein ligase binding
Source: RefSeq, marked validated
ACUCAGAGCCUCCGAAGAGGGGACUGCGCACCAUGGCCUCCCGUGCAGCGCCGGUCAGACAGACAUGCUGUUGUUUCAACAUCCGAGUCGCCACCAUAGCCCUGGCCAUUUACCACAUAGUCAUGAGUGUCCUGCUGUUCAUUGAGCAUGUGGUGGAGGUGGCCCGCGGUAAAGUGUCCUGUAGGUUCUUCAAGAUGCCGUACCUCAGGAUGGCUGACCUGCUCUCCAGCUUCCUGCUCAUUGGCGUGCUCUUCAUCAUCAGCAUCAGCCUGCUGUUCGGCGUGGUCAAGAACCGGGAGAAGUACCUGAUACCCUUCCUGUCCCUUCAAAUCAUGGACUUCCUGCUCUGCCUGCUCACACUGCUGGGCUCCUACAUCGAAUUGCCAGCGUACUUGAAGCUUGCCCGGCCCCGGCCUGGUCCUUCUAAGGUCCCCUUGAUGACACUGCAGCUGCUAGACUUCUGUUUGAGUAUCCUGACCCUGUGCAGCUCCUACAUGGAAGUGCCCACCUACCUCAACUUCAAGUCCAUGAACCACAUGAAUUACCUCCCAAGCCAGGAGGGUGUGCCGCACAGCCAGUUCAUCAACAUGAUGCUCAUCUUCUCAGUGGCCUUUAUCACCGUGCUCAUCCUGAAGGUCUACAUGUUCAAGUGUGUGUACACAUGCUACAAAUUCUUGAAGCACAUGAAUUCGGCCAUGGAGGACAGCAGCUCCAAGAUGUUCCUCAAGGUGGCUCUGCCGUCCUACGAGGAAGCCUUGUCUCUGCCCCCUAAGACUCCAGAGGGGGACCCUGCACCACCCCCAUACUCAGAAGUGUGAUCCCCACCAGGCCUUUAGCCCUUGGGCUGGGAGAGGCAGAACUUCCUCCUCCUGCUUCUUCACUUUGGUGGUUGCUGUGGCCUGCCUGCUACAGGACAAUCUGCUUGUGCCCCCCCUCACUGUCCUCUCCUCUCGGGGACCCCUCACUCACAACUGAGUCACCCUGGGCUCAGUGACCCUUUGCGGCUCAGGAUACUCAGCCUAGCAGCCCGUCUCGUCUCCAUCAGCAGUGACACUUGUUCAGAGCGCAGCCAUAGGAAGUUAGGGUGCGUUUGGUUAACAGCUACCGGCUUGAUCUGUUUGGCCAGGCAGCAGCAGGAAGAGAAUCUGGCCAAGCAAUAGUUCCUGGUGUCAGUUUAUACUCAGCUGUCAGACGACAGGAUGGGUCAUGAUUGUGGUGCCCGUUUGCCACCUCCAGUACCCCAAAAGUGUACAAACAAAACAAUUCCUUCAAAUAGCUUGCUUAAAUAGCGAUUCAGCCAACUGCUGUCAUUAGGAAUUAUGAUAAAAUCUAGUAAGAAACUGAGGAGAAAAAGAAAUAGAAACGGAGCCCCUCCCACCACUCACUGCAGUGCUCACCAUGGAGCCCCUCCCACCACUCAUUGCAGUGCUCACCAUGGAGCCCCUCCCACCACUCACUGCAGUGCUCACCAUGGAGCCCCUCCCACCACUCACUGCAGUGCUCACCAUGGAGCCCCUCCCACCACUCACUGCAGUGCUCACCAUGGAGCCCCUCCCACCACUCACUGCAGUGCUCACCAUGGAGCCCCUCCCACCACUCACUGCAGUGCUCACCAUGGAGCCCCUCCCACCACUCACUGCAGUGCUCACCAUGGAGCCCCUCCCACCACUCACUGCAGUGCUCACCAUGGAGCCCCUCCCACCACUCACUGCAGUGCUCAUCAUGGAGCCCCUCCCACCACUCACUGCAGUGCUCACCAUGGAGCCCCUCCCACCACUCACUGCAGUGCUCACCACGGAGCCCAGCCUCUGCUUGAGUUUCUCCAGCACCUGGAGGCUGGGAAGUCCAACAGUCUCGCCGCUGGCCUGAACAUCCUGUUCAGCGUGGGAAAAAAAAUGUUGCUUCUGUUUUAAAUAAUCCCUUCCCAUGAGCCACUGCUCUGAUGGCAAGCUGUCCUUAUCUUCAGUCAAGUGUUCCCUAGGGCCACACAGUGGUGAGGUCCCUGCAAGAGUCCCUUUAGCCUGGCAGAUUUAGGGUCUGGUGAUCACACAUCCCAGCGGCCAGGUUGCUUCAGCUUGCUUGCCCUGGGCUACGCUCAGGGGAUGGCAGGUUUGGAGUUGGCCGCCCUGGGGGUGGCUGUCUGUCACUAUGGCUGCCCAGUUGGGGCAGGCUAGCCUAUGGGGUGUGAAGAGUUGGCCAGAGUCAUGUGUUCUAUGGUGGCAGCAAGGAGGGUCAGUUCAUAUGCCUCUGCUGGCUUUUCUAUCGCUAGGGGUUGCUAGGGGUUGCUAGGGAUCUACACCCUGCCUGUGGUGUAGAUGGGGCUGCAGGGCUGAAAAGUUCCCACUGUACCUGUGUCAUUGCUUGUGUAUGACUUGGAAGAAGGGCCAAUAAAGCAACUGCAAGCUUUGCUCUGUCU